GAUUAGCAGUCGAUAUUAUCCAUAUCUGUGUUUAUCUCUUUCCUCUUUUUCGUAGAAAAGUUCCUUUCUUUCCCUCGACUUAGACUGUGCACCACUCGACAAACAAUGGCAGAUUGGUCGGGACUUCCAGAACUUCUCUUAGAAUCGAUUGCGAGGCGUUUAUCGAUCGCCGAUCUGAUUCGAUUCAGCUGCGUCUGCACUUCAUGGAGAUCGAUCACUCUGUUUCUCAAAGGGAAGCUUCUUCCAUGGCUGAUAAUCCCCUGCGUCACCAGUAACAACCCUAGAAAGAAAAGAAUCGGUAGUGUCUGCGACAAAAAUCUCGGCAUCAUCAGCCUCUCCGAUCCCACCCGCAGAGUUUACGAACUCGAUCUACCGGAGGCUGCUGACAGACGAAUUUGUGGAUCUUCAGCGGGAUGGCUCGUAACAGUUCAUGCUAAUUCAGAGAUCCGAUUGCUGCAACCCUUCACCAGAGCUCAGAUACAGCUUCCACCACUUACAGCUUUCCCGAGCCAUUUACCUGUCCCUCUGCAGCAAGGAGAAAGGUUCAAGGCCUUCCUUCGAGAUGAAUAUAUUCACAAGGCUAUUGUUGGUUUUUGUUCUUCAGAGUCUGAGGCGAUGGUUAUGGCUAUUCGCAGGGAGGAUGACCAACUGGCUUUUUGUAGGCCUGGGAAGGACCUCCGGUGGAGUAUAUUUGAACAUCGUCAUCAUGGUCGAUCUCAUGAUGUCAUUUUCUAUAAAGAGCAGUUCUAUACUGUUAAAGAGUCUGGGCGGAUUUUCAAGGUUUCUGGCCUGGAAGAUGCUUCUCCACACAUGACGCUUGUUACUGGUCGACCCAUGAUGAACCCAUCCAGUCCUAACAAGCCCUAUUUGGUGGAUUCUUUGGGAGAGUUGUUAAUCGUCUAUCCUAACAGACUCUAUUUGGUGGAGUCUUCAGGAGAAUUGCUUAUCAUAUAUCGGUUUUUGGAUUCCGGUUUUCCUGUCGGGGAGGAUGAUGAGGAUGAUGAUGAGGAUGCUGUGGUUGAUAGUGAUGAUAAUUGGAGAGAACCAGCACGUUUGCCCUACAGAACCAUAAAUUUUGAAGUUUUCAAGCUAGAUUUCGCUGGAGGGAAAUGGGUGGAGGUUGAAAACCUUGGUGACAGAGCUGUGUUCGUUGGCUAUAAUGACUCAUUCUCUGUGUCUGCUUCUGAGUUCCCUGGAUGUAAGGGGAACUGUAUAUACUUCACAGAUGAUUAUUUCGAAGGUUACUAUCGACAGAAACAUGGCGCCUGUGAUAUGGGUAUUUUCGAUUUAGGGGAUCGGACUGUUGAACCACUUGUUUGCGGAAAUGAAACUCAGUCUUUUAUGCCCCCAUCAGUCUGGUUUUCAAUGAAUCCUUGGUGGCGAGGUGGGUUAGAUGUAUUGACUCUCUAGUUGUUGAAUAUACUGAGCCCGAUGUUGUGAUACCGGCCUCCCAAUUGGGCUACUGCUUAAUUAGCUUCCUUUUCUUUGUAAAGUCUUUCCUUUAGGUAUGUAUGUAUUUACUUGUGUAUGCUUACGAUGAGUGUAUUGUUGCUUCUUCUUUUUUUCUGUAUAGCCUUCAUUUAUUUUGGUUUGCAUUUUUGUAUAAUGUAUCUUUGUUCAUGAUAUAUGGUGUUAUCCUGGAGCCUUUUAUUCAAA
This is a messenger RNA of Macadamia integrifolia, 1656 nucleotides long. RefSeq names its product F-box protein At2g26160-like. The record is from RefSeq and is a predicted model, not a curated record. The transcript has a single exon. Gene Ontology annotation, molecular function: protein binding. The coding region runs from base 106 to 1410 and encodes 434 amino acids. NCBI's taxonomy places the organism in Eukaryota, Viridiplantae, Streptophyta, Magnoliopsida, Proteales, Proteaceae.